CCAACUUAUUUCUUCGAAACUCAAUGAGACAAACUAUCUGGUUUGGCAUCAACAAACUCUUGCUGCCAUCAAAGGUUAUGGACUUUACCAAUACAUUUCACCAAAUCAGAAGAUUCCAGAAGAAAUUCUGCAAGAAGAAUCAAGUGAACCUUCUCAGAAUCCAGAAUAUUUAUUGUGGAUAAGGCAGGAUCAAAUCCUAGCCUCUUGGCUAUUGUCUUCCCUCACUGAACCAAUCCUAGUGACCACUGUGGGAUUAACAACAUCCAAACAAAUUUGGGACAGCCUUCAAAUCAGCUUUGCAAGCCAAUCCAAGGCAAAAAUUAUGCAGUACAAAUUAAAGCUGCAAACAAUCAAGAAAGGAGGAUCCAACAUGAGGGACUUCCUUAAUCAAGUCAAAUCCUGUUGUGAUAUUUUAGUUGCAUCAGGUCAGAAAGUUACUGAAGAAGAGCAAAUCAUGUACAUUUUAGCUGGUCUUGGUCAUGACUACAAUCCAGUCAUGGUAAGCAUUAUGUCCAAAACUGAAGCCUUGUCUCUUAGAGAGGUACAAUCUCUUUUGCUCACUUUUGAAACAAGACUAGAAGCCAUGAACUUAGAGCAGCCACAAUAUAGUUUUGAUGGUUCUGCACCAAAUGUUAAUCUCACUGAACAAAGUCAAGGAAGAGGAAGAGGAGUUUUUCAGACCAACAGAGGCAGAAGUCAUAAUGGACAAAGAGGAGGAAGGUUUGGCAGAGGAAGAGGAAGAACAGGAAAUAGGACAGUGAGAUGUCAAGUCUGCUUUUACAGUGGACACACAGCAGACCGAUGUUGGCAUAGGUUUGAUCAAAGUUUCAUGCCAAACAACAACACUGGAUCCUUAGGAAGAGGAAGAAAUCCUUCAGUGAAUGCUACAAACCUUAUCUCAGCACCAAUGAAUGAAGGAAUGGAAGAGGCUAGUUGGUAUCCUGAUUCUGGAGCAAGUAAUCAUGUGACUUAUGAUUUGGCAAACUUAAAUUUGGCUUCUGAAUAUCAAGGAUCAGAGAAAGUUCAGGUUGGAAAUGGUAAGAGUCUACAAAUUUCUCACAUUGGUAAAUCUAUAAUCUCUUCCAAUGAACAUAAAUCUCCUCAGUUUGUUCUCAAUAACCUACUUUUUGUUCCUGAAAUAACAAAGAACCUCAUGAGUGUUUCUCAAUUUUCUCUUGAUAACCAUGUAUAUUUUGAAUUUCACCCUCAUUGCU
Messenger RNA from Striga hermonthica, 1214 nucleotides. The record is from the annotation of a GenBank genome assembly. NCBI's taxonomy places the organism in Eukaryota, Viridiplantae, Streptophyta, Magnoliopsida, Lamiales, Orobanchaceae.